AUGGCUUUCAUGCCGAUUGGAGAUUAUUACAUGGACAAUGCGACUGAUCUUUUCUCAAGUUGGACAAAUGCAAGCAAGAUUUAUGACGCUGAACUUGAGGUUGCCAUCAUGGACCAACCAAGCUGCAAAAUCGCGCAGAUGAACAAGGCAAGCUAUGCUUGUGCCACCGGCUGCCACUGCCACAAUGGUUAUUCCACAGCCAAUGCUUACCUUUCCGAAGGAUGCAUGCAACAAGAUUACAACCCCAAGCCUAAAGAACACUGCCGGAGGUCAUGUGGGAACAAGUCCAUUCCCUUCCCUUUCGGGCUUGAAGAAGAUUGUUUCGGAAACGAAAGGUUCCGACUUAAUUGUACCGCUGCAAAUGAGACGCUUUUUAGCACAGCAUAUACACACUAUCACGUGACUGGUCUGUCAGUAGAAGACGGGACUCUGACAGUUAGCAACAAGCUAAACAAUGCUAGCUCCUGGAAAGAAGUAAUAAUAGCUCAGGCCACCGAAAGUGGAGGAGUGUACAUGGACGGCCCUGUGGAAGACGAAUUUGAUUUUUCUAUGGAAUAUGACAUUGUUAUUAUACGAUGGGCAGUUACAAAUUCAUCUUGUGAACAAGCUAUGCAUUGGAGAAGUAGUAACUAUGCAUGCCUCAGUGUAAACAGUGAUUGCCAAAACGUGACCCAUGGGAAAAUAUUUAUGGGAUAUCGUUGCAAGUGUUCUUCUGGCUACUCAGGAAAUCCGUAUAUACAGGAUGGCUGCACAGAUAUUGAUGAAUGCUCACUGCCAAACUACUGCAACGGUACAUGUCAAAACAUUCCUGGAAGCUAUAUGUGCACACCAUGCUCUCAUACCCAAGAAUUUGAUUUCAUCAAGCGGCAUUGUGUUACAUCAGCUAAGCAACGAAAUCUUCUUUUAGGUAUUGCAAUUGGAACUGCAGUUGGUUGUGGCCUUGGCUCCAUAUUUAUUGGAUUGGGUGUAAUUCGACUUGCCAAUAAGUGGAAGAAAGGCAUCCAAAAGAGACUUCGGCGAGCAUACUUCAAGAAAAAUCAAGAAGAUGAAGUUCCCUUGCUUGUCUAUGAGUUCAUUUCAAAUGGCACUCUGUAUGAACUUCUACACACGGAUACUACAGUAAAAUGCUUGCUUUCAUGGGAUGAUCGCCUGAGGAUUGCAGUUGAAGCAUUCGGGGCUCUAGCUUAUCUACACUCAGCAGCUACAAUACCAAUUUUUCACAGAGAUGUGAAGUCUUCAAAUAUACUCUUGGAUGACAACUUCACCACAAAGGUUUCAGAUUUUGGUGCUUCAAGAUCUCUUUCACUUGAUGAGACCCAUGUGGUGACAAUUGUUCAAGGAACAUUUGGUUACUUGGAUCCACAGUAUUAUCAUACCGGUCAACUAACGGAGAAGAGUGAUGUAUACAGUUUUGGAGUAAUACUUGUGGAACUCUUGACAAGAAAGACGCCAAUUUUUAUUAAUGAUUUAGGUGCAAAGCAAAGUUUGUCCCAUUUCUUCAUUGAAGGACUUCACCAAGGGUCUCUUAUUGAAAUAAUGGAUACUCAAGUUGUGGAAGAAGCAGACCAGGGAGAGAUUAGUGAAAUUGCCUCACUUGCAGAAGCAUGCUUAAUGGGUAAAUGGAGGAGAGCGACCGUCUAUGAAAGAAGUGGAGAUGAGGUUGCAAUUCUUAAGAACAAUGAGGCUGAGAAAAAGACAUCAUUUACUCGAAAAAGAUGGAGAUAUUGA
Molecule: messenger RNA, 1728 nt
Organism: Miscanthus lutarioriparius
Lineage: Eukaryota; Viridiplantae; Streptophyta; Magnoliopsida; Poales; Poaceae
Source: the annotation of a GenBank genome assembly